CCUAUAUAUAUAAUUAGCUACAUCAGCUGUAUUCGCGUAUAUUUACGUGGAAAGAAGUCAAACAAUGGGAAUAGAGAACAGCGAUGUUUUUAUUUUUGCGACUUGUUUCUUGUUUAAAAUAUUAAUGAACAAAGAACUUGCAUCGUAUAAGUUUGUAGAUUCUUAAACAAAUCUACAAAUAAACAUAAUCAAAAUGAAGAAAACGGAGAAAUUCUAUUCUUCGAGUGAAAAUUCGUCCAGCAAACAUAGCAUAGCCAGCAUUAGCACAAACGGUGCAGAUGAAAGCAAACUUAGCCUGGCCAGCAUCAGCACAAACAGUGCUCAAGAUGAAAGUUUUAAAACUCCAAAGCACUCUGAGCAUUGUCUACGUAUUAUGGAGGAGUAUUUGUACAAACAACAGUUGACUGAUGUGGUCCUUAUUGCAGGCACACGACGUAUCCCAGCCCAUAGAUUAGUGCUAAGUGCUAAUUGCGAGUACUUUGCAGCUAUGUUCACCAAUUCCCUUCGAGAAACAUUUCAAAAUGAAAUAGAGUUAAAAGAGGUGGAUGGAGAUGCACUUUGGAAUUUGAUAAGAUAUUUUUAUACUGGAACAAUAGAUCUAUUAGAGGAUAAUGUCGAAACACUGUUAGCUACUGCUUCUCUGUUACAGCUCGACAAUAUAGUCGAGGCUUGUUGUCAGUUUCUAAUUAAACAGCUACAUCCUAGUAAUUGUCUAGGAAUUCGUAGAUUUGCUGAUAUUCACGGAUGUGCAAAUCUGUUAAAGACUGCCAAUGUUUAUACUAAUGAUCACUUUAUGGAAGUUAUAAAAAAUCAAGAGUUUCUUUUGCUGUCAGCUGACGACGUUGCCACUCUUCUUCAAUCCGAUGAUCUCAAUGUUUCUUCAGAAGAAUCUGUUUUUGAUGCUCUCCUGAGAUGGUUAGAGCAUGAUCCAAAAAAUAGGAAGCAAGAAGCUAGUCGUUUAUUAGCUUUUGUAAAACUACCCUUGCUAUCUCCUACGUUUUUGACUGACCAUGUGGAAAAUAAUGAAAUGUUUCAAGAACAGAGAAGUGCACAGGUAUUAAUUAUGGAAGCUUUAAAGUAUCAUUUACUGCCAGAACGCCGUCCAAUGUUACAAUCAAAUCGAACUAGGCCAAGAAAAGCAACUGUUGGUCAAUUAUUAGCAAUAGGAGGUAUGGAUGCCAAUAAGGGAGCAACAGCUAUAGAUGUAUUUUCUUUACGUGAAAACACAUGGAAGACUUUAGCCAAUAUGAGUAGUAGAAGGUUACAAUUUGGAGCAGCUGUUGUAGAAAAAAAGUUGGUCGUUGCUGGAGGACGAGAUGGACUGAAAACUCUUAGUACUGUAGAAUGUUUUGAUUUUAAAACAAAAACUUGGAGUUACUUGCCACCAAUGACAAUACCUCGCCAUGGAUUGGGUGUUGCUGUAUUGGAAGGACCAUUUUACGCUGUUGGUGGGCAUGAUGGCUGGAGUUUCCUCAAUACUGCUGAAAGAUGGGAUCCUACAACUCGCCACUGGUCUUACAUUUCUCCAAUGUGUACUCAAAGAUCAACUGUAGGUGUUGCUGUCCUCAAUGACAAGUUAUAUGCAGUAGGAGGAAGAGAUAAUAGCUCUUGCUUAAGUACAGUAGAAUGCUAUGAUCCUCACUCAAAUAAAUGGACAUCUUGUGCACCUAUGUCCAGAAGACGUGGUGGUGUAGGUGUUGGCGUUAUGAAUGGAUGCUUGUAUGCCCUUGGAGGUCAUGAUGCACCAUCUAGUAAUCCACAUGCUAGUAGAUUUGACUGCGUUGAAAGAUAUGAUCCAAAAACAGAUACUUGGACAACUGUAGCCCCAAUGAGUAUUCCACGAGAUGCUAUUGGAGUUUGCGUUUUAGGGGAUAAAUUAUUAGCUGUUGGUGGCUACGAUGGUCAACAGUAUCUCAGUUUAGUUGAGGCUUAUGAUCCUCUGCUCAAUGAAUGGCAUCAAGUCACUUCUUUGAACACUGGAAGAGCAGGACCUUGCGUGGUUAUAGAAAAUACCUUUAUUACUUAAUUGAUAAUAUUUAAAAAACACAUAUAAGUAUUAAUGCAUUUUAUGGUUUUCAAGUUUCUUAUUUAAAAAAAAAAUGCUUGUAGAAUCUAUAAUGCAGAUCAUUUUAAUUUCAUUGAUUUUCUAAAGGUGAAAAUCUUGUUGAUUUGACUGAAAAUUAUAUAAUUUGUGAUAUACAUGAAAAAAAUUUCAAGUGAUAAUUUUACUUUAUUAGACAUGAAAAUUGAGCACAUACAUAACUGCAAGAGAGUUAUGCAAGCCAAGUAUGAAGGUGAAUUAGGAUUACAGAGGUGAAUGUAAAUUUACAUACAUAUAAAUGAGCCUAAUUGAAUUAUUGGAAAUAUGAAGACAUUGCUUCACAUAUAUAAUUAUAUAUGUGUGUUAAAAUUAUAAUUUCUGUAAUUUUAUUUUAUUGUUGAUGGGUCCUAUUUAAUAAUCAUUUUCCAUUAUAUCCCUUAAAUGUUUAUUUAAGUAUCAGUGUCAAUGUAGUUUUAUACGUUUAAGCAAACAUUUUAAUUUUACAGCUACCAAUAUGUGCUUGUACUGUUUUUGUAAUCGAUAUACUUAAUAAAACAUUUUUCUAAAA
Molecule: messenger RNA, 2609 nt
Organism: Nasonia vitripennis (jewel wasp)
Lineage: Eukaryota; Metazoa; Arthropoda; Insecta; Hymenoptera; Pteromalidae
Product: kelch-like protein 5
Exons: 2
Coding region: 194-2026 (610 amino acids)
Molecular function (GO): protein binding
Source: RefSeq, a predicted model, not a curated record